AUGCUCUCUGCACCAACACUUGCCGCGGCCUGCUUGGCAUUGGCUUCUUUAUACUGGCUAUCAUGGUGCGUGUAUGCCUUGUACUUCCAUCCCGCAUCGAAGUACCCUGGACCUAAGCUUGCAGCGGUUUCAGAGGUUUGGUACGUCUGGAGGACACUUAGUGGAAAGGAGCAAUCCAUCAUGAGGAGAGUCCAUGAGAAAUACGGCCCCGUCGUGCGAAUCGCCCCCAAUGAACUGUCCUUCGAUUCAGUUCAGUCCAUGCGCGACAUAUUGUUACCUAAGAGCAAAGGGCCGUUCAUCAAGUCGGAGCUGCUGUAUGACACGGGAGACCCAGCUCCCCCGCUGGGUUACCUACGAGACUACGACGCCCACGCACUCUAUCGAAAGCGCAUGGCUCCUAGCUUCAGCGCUACAGCAUUAAGAGUCCAGGAGGGAGUAAUCAAUGAAUACUUAGACUUGUGGAUCAAACGACUGCCAGAGCUCGGCGGUGAGAACACCAACGGCCUCGAAAUGGGUGAGGCAUUCACGUGGUUGACGUUCGACAUAAUGGGGCGGCUGGGAUUUGGCCAGGGUUUUGACUGCAUUAAGAACGGCAAGUCAAGCGCAUGGGUGGCACUGAUGAGCAAAGCCGAAUGGCUACCGCUGUACGCCUUGGCAGGCUUGCGCAAGAGGUUCCCGGCCAUUGUGGCAUUUAUACCAUUCCUCCUCCCCAAGGGCGCGCCGGGCAAGAUUAAACAGCACAAGGAGAUGUCGGCCGAUAUGGUGCGCAAGCGCAUCCAGAUGGACCAGAUCGAAGAUGACUGGUUUGCGCCCGUCGUGCGAGAUAUCAAACUGGGCAAGGAGAGCCCACAGUACAUGGAAUCCGAAACGAGCUUCUUUGCAAUGGCGGGCGCAGAGACCACAGCUACUGCUCUGUUGGCAGCGAUGUACUUCCUGAAGACGAACCCGGAGUGGCUUGGCAAGCUACGCAAGGAGAUAACCGAUGCCUGCGGCUCUUCCUACGUAGGGAUCACCGGCUCCUCGACUGCAGCGCUUCCCUAUCUGAAUGCGUUCAUCCAGGAAUCAAUCCGGCGGUACGGCCCUGUGCCAAUGGGGCUGCCCAGAAUCUCGCCUGGAGCAUUCAUCGAUGGCCAUUACGUCCCCGAAGGCAUGAAAAUGUCCACAAACAUAUGGCUAGCGCAACACAACCCGAGGUCGUGGGUCGACCCUGAAGAGUUCAAGCCGGAGCGCUGGCUUGGAGACCCUGACUGGCAGGUGGACGGAGAAGUUCCAGGGAUGAUAGGAUUCAGCCUGGGACGCAACCAGUGCCUCGGGAUUAACUUGGCGUAUUUGGAGUUGCGGCUCAUCCUGUCAAAACUCGUGUUCUCAUACGAUUGGGAGAUCAUCAAAGAACCCAAGAACUUGGUCGACGAGAGCGAAGUGUAUUUUCUGUGGAAGAAGCCGAAGUAUGUGGUCAAGUUUCAUCCUGUGGCCCAUCAGUAA
This is a messenger RNA of Neoarthrinium moseri, 1482 nucleotides long. RefSeq lists its product as uncharacterized. Lineage: Eukaryota; Fungi; Ascomycota; Sordariomycetes; Amphisphaeriales; Apiosporaceae. The record is from RefSeq and is a predicted model, not a curated record. Bases 1 to 1482 code for a protein of 493 amino acids. Gene Ontology annotation, molecular function: heme binding; iron ion binding; oxidoreductase activity, acting on paired donors, with incorporation or reduction of molecular oxygen. The transcript has 5 exons.